Messenger RNA from Striga asiatica, 2444 nucleotides. NCBI's taxonomy places the organism in Eukaryota, Viridiplantae, Streptophyta, Magnoliopsida, Lamiales, Orobanchaceae. The record is from the annotation of a GenBank genome assembly.
UGGUAUUAUUCCCUCCUCGGCUCCUCCGCAUCUCAACUCAUUCUUCUCACCGUCGCCGGACAAACAUGGCCGCUACUCAUUUCUAAAUGUUCCACUCUCUCUCUCUCUCACACACACCCACACACACGUUUGGUAAUACGCCCGCAAAUGGCUUCCUCGAUCUCAGCAAGUCUCUCUCUAAAGCUGCUGGCCCCACAGAGACUCGCCAAUCAAGACCCCCUUCUCAAACCCCCAUCCCUGUCCGCUCGCCUCCGCCCCCAGCGGGUGGCGCGUGAGGUUCCACCGACGAUCCUUCCUGACUCCGCCGUUCUGUCCCCGAAGCCGGCGGGGUUGGAGAAGGACCCCCGCGAGCUGUGGAAGAGGUACGUGGACUGGCUGUACCAGCACAAGGAGCUGGGACUCUACCUUGACGUCAGCCGGAUCGGGUUCACGGACAAGUUCUUCCGGGAGAUGGAGCCGAGGCUCCACAAGGCGUUUGGGGAUAUGGCGGAGCUCGAGAAGGGCGCGAUUGCGAACCCGGACGAAGGCAGAAUGGUGGGCCACUAUUGGCUCAGAAAUCCCAAUCUCGCCCCCAAACCUUUCUUGACGCAGCAGAUUGGAAAGACGUUGGAUAAACUCUGUGAUUUUGCGGAGCAGGUCGUCAGCGGCAAGAUUAGACCUCCUCUAAAGGAUAAAUUUACACAAAUCCUCUCUAUUGGAAUUGGUGGUUCAGCUCUUGGGCCACAGUUUGUUGCAGAGGCAUUGGCUCCUGAUAAUCCUCCUCUUAAGAUAAGAUUCAUUGACAAUACAGACCCAGCCGGCAUUGAUCAUCAAAUAGCACAGCUCGGCGGUGAGCUGGCGUCCACACUCGUGAUAGUGGUUUCAAAGAGUGGAGGUACUCCCGAAACAAGAAAUGGCUUGCUUGAAGUUCAAAAGGCCUUCCGUGAAGCUGGCCUGGAUUGUGAAACACUAAGAUUAAUGGAGAUGCUGAAGGAUAUUUUGCAUUAUUGUUGUCCACAGGGUGUUGCAAUCACACAAGAGAAUUCAUUGCUUGAUAACACUGCACGGAUUGAGGGAUGGUUAGCUAGGUUUCCCAUGUUUGACUGGGUGGGUGGAAGAACAUCUGUAAUGUCUGCUGUUGGUUUACUUGCAGCUGCGCUUCAGGGAAUCGAUAUUAAAGAGAUGCUUGCGGGUGCAGCAUUGAUGGAUGAAGCCAACAGGACCACACUCGUUAGAAAUAAUCCAGCGGCGUUGCUAGCUUUGUGUUGGUAUUGGGCAACUGAUGGAGUGGGAUCCAAGGAUAUGGUUGUCCUUCCAUACAAAGACAGCAUGUUAUUGUUUAGUCGGUAUUUGCAGCAGCUAGUCAUGGAAUCUCUUGGAAAAGAGUUUGAUCUGGAUGGUAAUAGGAUAAAUCAAGGAAUAACUGUUUAUGGAAACAAAGGAAGCACUGAUCAACACGCUUACAUUCAACAGCUCAGAGAUGGAGUCCAUAACUUUUUUGUGACCUUCAUUGAAGUUCUACGAGAUAGGCCACCUGGUCAUGAUUGGGAGCUCGAGCCAGGUGUUACCUGCGGUGACUACCUAUUUGGAUUUUUACAGGGAACAAGAUCUGCUUUAUAUACUAAUGACCGUGAGUCUAUCACAGUCACUGUGCAAGAAGUCACACCCAGAUCUGUUGGGGCUCUAAUUGCACUCUAUGAACGAGCGGUUGGGAUUUAUGCCUCAUUGGUCAAUAUCAAUGCCUACCACCAACCAGGAGUUGAGGCUGGAAAAAAAGCUGCGGGAGAAGUUUUGGCUCUUCAAAAACGUGUCCUUGUGGUACUGAACGAAGCAAGUUGUAAAGAGCCUGUUGAGCCGUUAACACUUGAAGAGAUAGCUGAACGUUGUCAUGCGCCGGAUGAUAUUGAAAUGAUCUACAAGAUUAUUGCGCACAUGGCAGCAAACGAUAGAGCUCUACUUGCUGAAGGUAGUUGUGGUUCACCCAGAAGUAUUAAAGUUUUCUUAGGGGAGUGUAGUGUUGAUGAGAUGUACUGAAUAAGAUGGUAUUUUCUAUUUUCCAUGAGUCGGCACCACAUCGUUAUGAACGUUGCAAGGAAGGAAAAGAUGAAUAAGAAAAGAUAGCUGAGAUUUGUUCCAUCUCUGCCAAUGAUUUAUCGAUGCUUUAUUUGUGAAUAAAAAUAAGGGCAUCUUCAAUUAUCUCGUCCUUGGACGUUUUCUACUAAAUACCCUUGAUGGUGAAAUGCUCUGAAAAAUGAAGUCCCUUUUGGAUGAAGGGAUAUUUUCAAACUAUGGGCUGGAAUGUAUUAUUUAUUAUAGUGGAAUUGUCUUUAUGUUACGAAUGCAAACCUACCCCUACUAUUAGAUAUUUAUGUAUUUGCUGCAGGGACCUGUAUAAAAUAAAAAUGAUUUAUUUUGGGAUGGUAUGAGUUGCUGGUUUAAUUAAAAAAUUUACCAGAUUCACGAUA